This is a messenger RNA of Halichondria panicea, 1430 nucleotides long. RefSeq names its product G-protein coupled receptor 143-like. Gene Ontology annotation, cellular component: plasma membrane; melanosome membrane. The record is from RefSeq and is a predicted model, not a curated record. Bases 190 to 1299 code for a protein of 369 amino acids. Lineage: Eukaryota; Metazoa; Porifera; Demospongiae; Suberitida; Halichondriidae. Gene Ontology annotation, molecular function: L-tyrosine binding; L-DOPA binding; L-DOPA receptor activity. The transcript has 8 exons. Gene Ontology annotation, biological process: melanosome organization; regulation of calcium-mediated signaling; G protein-coupled receptor signaling pathway.
AGUUCAAAGGUCAAAUAGACAAUAGCGUUACAAUAGGGAAAAAGUCGGGUCAGGAUAAGUCCUGCUAUCCGCGGUUUGGUUUCGAGGUACUUGAGGUUGAAGGAAGAUGUGUCUCUUUGUAUUCUGCUUGCACACAGCUCAAAAGUGCAGCCCAAGCCCCUGGAAAUAACUGCCUGCAGUGCAGCAGUGAUGGCCAGCCCUCACGCAUCCUCCUUCAUCUGUCUGCCCUUCAGCUAUCAUGUGGAUGUGGUCACAGCUCAUACUGUCUAUUUCAGCUUCUGCAUUGUCAGUGCAGCACUGGGCAUCAUUGGAGCUGUGCUAUUCCUCACACAGAUCAUAAUGAGUGGCUCCCUCACCAAGUCUCUCAGUCUGGGUGGCUCCAACUCUCAACGAUGGAUCCUCAUUAUGCUAGCAGCCUCUGACUUGCUCGCUAAUGUUGGUGUCAUCACUCGCUCGUGCUUUUGGCUGAUAUACUGGAGACCGAGACAUUUGGACGAUGAAUAUGGAAGCUUUGGGGAGGAGCUACCUUGGGCCGUUGGGGCAACCAUUAUUGAGCACUGGGUAUUCUUCUGGUACAAUGCCACUUAUUUCUGGACCCUCUUUUUUGCUGUGGAUGUGUACAACACCAAACAUGGCGGCAAAUGGAAGCUUGGCUGCUCGCAUUUCUUCACCUGGUUCUUUUGUUUUUUGUACAUCACUGGCAGCUUGUGCUCACUGUGGACCUGUCCCCCUUAUCUGGAUUGUGCUGAGGAUUCGUUGUGCAUCAUCAGUCACUUCAUGUGCACACUGGGACCUCUCAUUAUCAUCAUGCUAGCACUGCCACUAUUCUACGUCUCCACUUGGAAACAGAUGAAUCGGAUUGCCAAUAUGCCCAGUAAUAUCUCGGUGGCUGAUGUCUGGAGGAAAGAGAAAGAGUUGUCGAGGAGGAAGAUACUCAGCAUCCUUCUAGUCUUCUACCUCUGCUGGUUAGUGAAUGUAUUGGACGGUAUUCUCCUCAUCACGGCCCACGCUACAGACUCUGGACCUGGCCACACCCGCUCUACUCUCUAUGGGUACAUCAACGACCCUGUCUACAUCUACAUUGUCUGGUUGUUAGAGGCAAUACUGAACCCUCUACAAGGACUGCUCAAUGCUAUAGCCUAUGGUGGAGUAUGCACCACAUUCUGCACCUGGGUACGCAACAAGUACUCGUCACCAGAGAACCUCUACGUGUCCAGUUGGAGUGGUGAGUACAUUGACGUCGACUUUCGAGUGAACAAGGGCAAGAUUCACCGAGCAAAGAGAGCCAAGGCUGUCUGAGACUCACUGACAAUAUUAUUUUUAAUGCUAUUUUGGAACUGUUUCGUUUGUGUUCAUUUCAUAUAAGUACAUAAUUAAAUUGCAGCUCAAUAAUGUUAUACAGUAUAAUUAUAUAGUGAAGAAGUACUAUU